AAAAAAAAAAAAACAUUUGUUCUUGUCCUUAAAAGCUGAACCACUUUCCCUUUCCCCUCUUCUUCUUCUCUAAAUUUCCAUCACCCAACUUCAUCGGCAACUGAACAAAAUGUCCGAAAAUUGCCCUCAUGUUCUCAUCUUCCCUUAUCCAGCACAAGGCCAUAUGUUACCUGUCUUAGACUUCACUCAUCAGCUAAUCCUCAACAACAUAUCCAUCACUAUAUUAGUCACCCCCAAAAACCUCCCUAUCUUAAACCCCCUUCUCACAAAGCACCCAUCAAUCAACACUCUCAUUUUACCUUUCCCUUCACACCCUUCAAUCCCCACAGGCGUAGAAAACGUCAAGGACUUACCCGCUGAUGGCUUCCGUUCUAUGAUGUACAAUCUUGGUAAACUUCGAGAUCCCAUAAUUGAAUGGUUUAACAACCACUCUUCACCUCCGUCAGCUAUUAUAUCUGAUAUGUUUUUGGGGUUCACUCAAGAAAUUGCAACCAAGCUUGGUAUUCGCAGGUACGUGUUUUCCACUUCUGGCGCGUUAGCUUUGUCUGUUGUUUAUUCACUUUGGCGUGAAAUGCCUGGAAGGAAAAACACUAAUGAUGAGAACGAGAUUUUUGAGUUAACAAGUAUUCCGAAUUGUCCGAAAUACCCUUGGUGGCAGCUGUCUCCUAUUUUCAGGAGUUAUGUUAAAGGAGACCCAAAUUCGGAAUUUAUUAGAGAAUGUUAUUUAGCGAAUAUAGCGAGUUAUGGACUUGUUUUCAACACGUUCACUGAAUUGGAGAAUGUGUAUUUGGAUUAUUUGAUGAAAGAUUUGGGUCAUAACAGGGUUUGGUCUGUCGGACCUGUACUGCCUCCUAACGAGGAUGUUAGUAAUAAUAAUUCGGGUUCAUUGAACAGAGGUGGUUCAAGUUCAGUUUUGGCCAGUGAAAUAUCAGCAUGGCUUGACACAUGUGAAGAUCACUCGGUGGUAUACGUUUGUUUCGGUAGUCAAGCGGUGUUAACAAACAAACAAAUGGAGGAGUUAGCCAUAGGGUUAGAGAAGAGUGGUGUCAAAUUCAUUUUGUCAGCUAAAAGGGCCACUAAAGGACACGUGUCGAACGAUUACGGUGUUAUCCCGUCAUGGUUCGAGGAAAAAGUAGCUGGGAGGGGGUUAGUGGUUAGAGAUUGGGCUCCACAGGUGUUAAUCUUAAACCACCGAGCGGUUGGUGCAUUCUUGACUCAUUGUGGUUGGAACUCGACUUUGGAAAGUUUAGUUGCUGGAGUGCCUAUGUUAACGUGGCCAAUGGGUGCGGACCAAUUUGCCAACGCGAAUAUUUUAGUGGACGAGCAUAAGGUAGCGACCAGAGCUUGUGAAGGCGCAAAAACGAUACCAAAUUCCGACAAGUUGGCUAAGUUGCUGGUAGAAGCUGUGCAAGGGAACAACGUAGAAGAGCGAAGGGCCCGUGCAUCGGAGCUACGAAAAGUUGCAUUGGAUGGCAUUAAAGAAGGUGGGAACUCAUUCAAAGAUUUGGUAACGUUCGUAAAUCAUUUAAGGGAGGAGGCUACAAAAAUCAAAAGGUAAAACAAAGUUUUCGGCCUCGUGAUAUCGACAGGCAACGGAAAAUGCUAAACUGUUUGGUGGUCCACAAUCCAUUGUUGGAGUCAUCUUUUACUAUACCAGUAUGUAAGCAUAUAUUAUCCAUCUCCAUUAGACGACGGAUAGAGCCUGUUUGGCUUAGAUGAUGGAAAUCAGCGGAUAAGUGCUGAUUGUUGAAAACACAUUUUAGUGUUGAUACUAAUUUUAUAAACAAGUAUUCCAAUUA
Lycium ferocissimum is the source of this 1799-nucleotide messenger RNA. Its product is annotated as UDP-glycosyltransferase 89B2-like. The transcript has a single exon. Gene Ontology annotation, molecular function: UDP-glycosyltransferase activity. Bases 110 to 1558 code for a protein of 482 amino acids. Lineage: Eukaryota; Viridiplantae; Streptophyta; Magnoliopsida; Solanales; Solanaceae. The record is from RefSeq and is a predicted model, not a curated record.